Molecule: messenger RNA, 1635 nt
Organism: Symbiodinium sp. CCMP2592
Lineage: Eukaryota; Dinophyceae; Suessiales; Symbiodiniaceae
Source: the annotation of a GenBank genome assembly
AUGGAGUGGUUGUCGGCCGCAGUGGAGGCCGUCUCUUCCCUCUGGGAGGAUCCGGCCCCUCCCCAAAAAGAUUUUCCACGAACGUUGGAAGGCUUCGAGAAGUUGCUGAGCCUGGUAGCGGACGGCCUGACCACGUCCCUACCGCAUCUGCCUUCGCAAGCAGAUGCCCUCGCGGAACAGAUCGAGCAUCUCGGCUUCGCGCUCUCCUACUCGGAGGAGAAGGGCACCGGCUUCUUCCGCGUCUUUCAAGAGCGGAAGGUCAUGGCCCUCCUCGUGCAGCACGGUCUCCUCGCGCAGCACACCCUCCGCCGGGUCAGGGCGGCUCUGUUCCGCACAGUGGCGAUGAUCCUGGUAAAUGUGAAGGACGAGUCGUUUCCGCACCUCCUCGAUCAGCUUAACCAGCUGGCACAGGGGCAGCCCGAGAUCCCGGACAAGUCUCAGGAUGUGCUCGGCAACUACAUCGCUGCACUGAAGCGGAUGGCGCUCCGGCUCACCCCACAGAAUGCCGACCAGUUCCUGGACGCCACAGCUGGCCCUGAGGGGGCGAAGCUGCCCCUCAUGGAGGAGGCUGCACGCUAUGUCUUCCACGGCUACGACAUGGCCCAGAUUGGAUCGAGAGUGGUCUGUCUCUGCCUCCUGAAAUCCAAGAAUCCUCGUGUGCAUGGUGCAGCCGUCGAGGUGUUGACCAGCAAAUUGCUGCCGGAGCUGGCCGAACGGCUGCAUUGCGCUUGGGCUCAAAUGGCAACGGCCAUGCAGCAGGACAACUCCAGUGCCCUCCAAGCCGCGCUGGCGAAGGAGAAGGAUGUGCUGGAUUUCAUUACCGACCUCGUGAGCCUUGGGCAGCCUGCGGUGACGCAGGCCGUGGCAGAGUUGAUCGUUUGCGGGCCUCUGCUCUCCCAGCUGCACGUGCUGGCAGCGCGGCACAGGUACGUGAACAGACCCAAGAGCAUCUGGGAGAUACUCAUGAUGGAUGUCGAGAACAACGGGCCCGUGCCAUCGCCGGAGUGUGUCGACGCCAUGCAGGCCGCCGAAGCGGAGAGGGCCUGUGCUGCCGAAGAGGAUCCACCGGACCAGCUUGCUGCCGUUCUGGCUGUCCGCUCGCUGGCCAAUUUCUUGCAGAGGAUGCAGACAGAGCGUUUGUCGGGAGUCGUGGUCCCGUUGAUUCAGCUGCUGCUGUGGCCAGCGGUGCCCGCAGCACUGGCAGAGAGCAAGGGGCCAGCGAACGCUGACAAGACAAGGGCAGCGGUUCAGGCUCUGGCCGAGCUGUGCACAGCCUGCGGAGUGGAGGAAGCGGCGCUUGCAACCUCUGAGGUGUCCGCACAGCAGCGCUCGUCGGAGAGGCAGAUCUGGCUUCGAGAUUGCACUGGCGCAGAUCUUUUGGGUAAGGAGAAGGGGAUCAGCAAUCCUUUCCGCGGGGCCGUGCAGGCCAUGCUCCACGACCAGAGCAUGAUGGGCGUCUCGGGCCUUGAGAAUGGCUUUGGACGGUGCUGCUGGGCGGGCAGCAACGACAGUAUGGUGCCGUGUGCUGCGGUGGCAUCUUAUUUGCUGCACCAGUGCCAAGACAUCCACCCGAUGCUGCUCGAGACUUCCGGGCUGUUGCCGAAGAAGGCCGAUAUGGCUGAGCCUUCUGUAUAA